This is a messenger RNA of Drosophila miranda, 3137 nucleotides long. RefSeq names its product putative helicase mov-10-B.2. Gene Ontology annotation, cellular component: P granule; cytosol. Gene Ontology annotation, biological process: regulatory ncRNA-mediated post-transcriptional gene silencing. The record is from RefSeq and is a predicted model, not a curated record. Lineage: Eukaryota; Metazoa; Arthropoda; Insecta; Diptera; Drosophilidae. The transcript has 5 exons. Gene Ontology annotation, molecular function: helicase activity. The annotation marks the transcript as partial.
GAGUUAACGGAACUUUUUUUUACUGAAUGCUUAUCGCGCAGUCCCUGUUUUUACUUGUGUAUUCUUGUUUUUAGUGGCAUCAACACGCAUGCACGCAAGAGGAAUGAAUCUGCAACUUUUAGAUCGGCAGCUGUCGCAUAUAGGCACCGAGGUGGAUUUUUGGUUAAAACAAACGGUACAGCUAGCGAAAUCGGAACCAUUAAACGGAACGAAUGCCGGAGAAACUAUGCCGGGAAUCGGGAUACAGAACGGGUCAUCGGGCUUUACGCGCGAUCGCCGUACUACGAGCCCAAUGCGAAAAUGCUGCAGGCCCAGACAAACAAUUUUAUGGACGACGAUUUGACCGACAAUGACGCCAUCUUUGCGCAUUAUUUGAGCACCGAGAAGUUGGAGUUUUACAAUGCGUCCUCGGUGAUGCUGACUCUGCUUACUAUCGAGGAUGUGACUACAAUGAAGCUGUACUCGCAGCUCAUCGAGCCGGAUGUGGCGGUUCAUAAAGUACAUAUAAAUGCAUUUCGUGUCGCUCUCUCUGCUAGCGAUUCUGUUAAUGCCGAGGAAGUGGUGUCCCCGGGAAUCGAUGAGGUUGUCUUGAUACCCAAGUGCAGUUUAAUGGCCUCGCCGCUACCAAAGGAGCUCAUAUCGGCCCUGUUUCCACAUCCGCAUGAGCAAAUGCCUUUUAAAGAUCAGAUGCGCCGCCAUGUGGCCAGUGUGGAACAGGUCUGCCGCACCAGUGUUCACUUCAAGUUCAGUAGGGGAAAACUUCCAGACGACAAUGUGUUGCAGUCGCAACGCUUUCAUGUAAUUCUCCGCUCCACGCGUAUUCCGUUUCGCUUUAUGUACCGCGCUGUCAAUAUGCUCCCGGAGAUGCCAGGUCUCCGUCGUUACCUCUUUCCCUUUCCGAAUUGGCUAACCACAAUGAUAGAAACCUCGAAGAUUUCAUUGCAUGACUGCAAUCUUCCAUCUUUGAUGCAAAUCCAACCGCCGCCCCCGCAAGCUCCUCCAGCACAUAUUUCGCUGCUGAACGAGACCAUAGGCGAUAAUGAAGAACAGUUGGAGGCGGUGCAGACGAUUGUGGCUGGACCCAAUCCCAAAGCUCCAUUUAUAGUGUUCGGACCACCAGGCACUGGCAAGACCACUACCAUUGUGGAGGCCAUUCUACAGGUGCGCCUUCGACGACCGCAAAGCCGCAUCCUUGUAACAGCCGGUUCGAACUCGGCCUGCGACACGAUUGCCAUGAAACUGUGCGAGUAUAUCGAAGGAAACUUUCGGCUCAUGUUUUUAAGGGAAAAGAAGGUACUGAAAUUGGUGCCGCCCUUGCUGCUGAAUAACUCCAAUUGCUCGGACCAUUUGUUCAAGCAUCUACGAGUGCGUAAUGUGAUUACGUAUACCAUCAUCGUGGCCACAUUGGUUACUGUCGGCCGCCUGGCUAACGAUGGCUUUGGUGACUUUUUCACCCACAUAUUCAUCGACGAGGCUGGAGCUUCCACCGAGCCGGAGACUAUUAUGGGCAUUGUGGGUGUUAAAAAGAACAAAGAGAACGGCAACUUCGAUCGCACCCUUCAGGUGCGUCUGCGUCGUAACUAUCGGUCACAUCCCGAGAUCGUGCGUCUUUUUAACGAGCUCUACUACGGCGGAGAGCUAAUCGCAAAGGCUCCGGACGAACAGGUCAACCUUGCCGCUGAAUGGGAUGUGCUGCCCAAUGGCCAGUUCCCCAUCAUCUUCCAGGCCACACAUGGAGUCACCAAAAACGAGGAGCACACCACCAGCUCCUUCAAUUCGCUGGACGCAGAGGUUCUGUGCUGGCACGUCAAGCGCUUGAUAAAAAAUGGCCUCGGCCCAAAUAUAGAGGUAAAGCAGGAAGACAUCGGUGUGGUGGCUCCAUACACGUCUCAGGGCAACCUAAUCAUUCGGAAGCUUAAGCGGCAGGGCCUCGGCAAUGUGGAAGUUGGCAGCGUGGAGACCUAUCAGGGCAGAGAGAAGCUCAUCAUCAUUGCCACUCUGGUGCGUUCGUUUAGCUAUAUGGGGUUCAUGCGUAACCCGCGUCGCAUCAAUGUGCUCAUUUCGCGGCCCAAUGCGCUGCUCAUACUGAUUGGUAAUCCCGUCACUCUUCGCCAUCAUCCCGACUUCAAGUUCAUCAUUGAUGAGUGCAUCCAACAUCAAACGUAUCUCUUCAAAAAGAGAGAUUCAUUGCACUUCGUGGUAAAACAUGUGGCUAUAAGCGAUUUGGAAGAUGGCAAAAAUGUGAACACUGCAAAUCCGAAAAAAGCCUUAGUUAAAGCCAAUCAAGUGAUCCCAGAAAUGGAUAAAAUCUCCACCGCCAUCUGUGCCAUGAUGAAUGCUUUAAAUAUAUCAUAGAGCUACGCUCUUCCCUAAUCUAAAUCGAACAAAAUCUUCUAGAGAUAUAAACUAGGACUAACGGCUGCCGUACCCUGAUAAUUAUAUGUGCAAGACGCAGAGACUGCCUAGAACAUUCCUAAAGUACGCAUCUGUUUGUAACCAUUUACUUUAAUUUUUUUUUUAAAUUUUAUUUGUAUUAUUUGUCUAUCUGUAACAGUGGGCUGCUCUUGCUCUUGCGGUCUUUAAGAGCUGUAAUAAGCGCUCCAUUUAUUGCACUGUAAACGAAAGGAAAAUAAUAGGUAUUAUUUGAGAAAUUCCUCGGACCGGAUGAGUAGUUCCCAUGAAUGGAUGUCGUUUGGUACGCUCAACCGGAUUGAUAGUCAGAUGCAAUUGUGUAAGCAUUAUCAUUUAGAGUAUAUAUAUUUAAGCAGUGUCUCUAUAUAAUUAGUAAUCAGAUUAUAAAGAAUACAAUACAAUGGAGUUGCUGCGUUAGUUUUCGAAAAAUGUUUAAAAAUAGUUACGAUCUUGCUUGCGGAGGAGCCUGUCAUUCAUUUAAUUUUUUUGUCCAUCGCCUUUCGUAUAAAUUCGUUCAGUCUUUGUUAAUCAACAAUUUUACUUUUUUAAAGUGAUUAAUGGUUUACAUUUGUUUUGAGUCGGAGAAAUGUGCACUUAACGAGAAAUGCAAAGUUAAUUAGAGAAACCUCAAUUUAAUGAACUUCUUCUGCAAUGACUGUCUCCGUUCGUUCGAUAUAAAAAUUUGUGUUCGCAUUUUUGGUUUAUAAUAAAAUAUAUAUAUUAAA